AUGCCCAGAGCAUCAGAAACGGAGAGACCACUGGUGAAAUUGGAUUUCAAGGAACAGCUGAUCCAAUCGGGCAAGAGGGAUACUACGGAUGCAUUAUUGAAGAGGAUCAAGAUAUUACAUCAGAAAUUAUCGGUCCUCGAACAAGAUGGAGUAGACGUUCGAUCGUUAGAUCCUGUUAGGAAACCUCUGAUUAAAGAUACGAUCUUACAUCAUAAAGAUCGAGGAGUCAAGGCAUAUGCGGCAUGCUGCUUGGCAGAUUUGUUGAGGCUCUACGCUCCUGAUGCUCCUUACUCCGAAUCUCAAUUGAGGGACAUAUUCGCCUUCUUCCUCGUCCAGAUCACCACCAACCUCAAACUAUACACCAACUCCACACAGCCUCUCCAGAUCAACAGGAACAAAUCAAAUAUAUUAGAUAAUCAACCUUCACAACAAAGUCAGACUCAGACACAGCGAGUGACUGAUAUACCGUAUUAUACGGAAUACUACCAUUUGAUCGAGAGUCUGGCGACGAUCAAGAGUAUAGCGUUGAUUUGUGAUGUACCUGAAUCGGAUACGUUGACGGAGGGGUUCUUUACGGGGUUUCUGGAUAUAAUCAGACCCGAUAUGAACAAAACCCUCAUUCGACAUCUUCGAGAUAUCCUUGUAUCACUCAUUGAAGAAGCACACCAGAUACCUCAAGGUGUUAUGGAUUGCCUGAUCAGUCAAUUUGAGAAUUAUGCAUCACGACCUGAGGUACUCUCUUUCCAACUCACGGUCGAUGUCUGCAAUCAAGUGGCCGACAGACUCAAGCGACCGAUUUACGCACAUUUUUCCGAGAUUCAAGCAUCACAUGGACGUGAUCCCUCCAAUAAUGAUAUGAAGAUCAUCACCGAAUCCCAUGAACUUCUUCUUACGAUAUACAAGUUCUGUCCUGAUCUCCUCCUCAACGUCGUUCCUUUACUCGAGGACAACCUGAAAGUCCGAGAUGAAGACAGAUUACGUCAACUGUCGGUCAAAACCUUAGGAGCGAUCUUCGCUCAACGCCCUGGAGCUGAAGAUCCAGCUAGAAAGUACCCAUCAGCUUGGAGAGCAUGGUUAGGUAGGAAAGUGGAUAAAGCGUUACCUGUCAGAUUAGCUUGGGUGGAAGCCACUAAGGAGGUCUUGGUCAACCAUCCUGAAGUCAGGCUAGAGCUGCAAGGUAACCUGCUUGAACGAGUCGAAGAUUCAGAUGAAAGAGUCAGAGCUGGCGUAUGUAAAAUCAUCGGAGCGCUAGAUUACGAGACCGCUCUACAUCAUAUUACCUCCGCGACACUGCAAGCCAUAAGUGGAAGGAUGAGCGACAAGAAGUCAUCGGUACGAACAGAAGCAGCCAAUGCUCUGGCCAAGCUAUGGAACCUGGCAUACUCAGAGAUCGAAUCCAAUAACGCAGAUGCUAUCAAGCAAUUUGCUUGGAUUCCUGAAGCUAUUCUGGGAGGUACCCGACGAGGAGGAACGCUGGAAUCACGAUGGCAGCUCGCUUCCAUCUUCAAGAAAUCCAUUCUUCCUCUUCCUACCGAUGCAGAUGACGAACAAGCUUGGGUAGACCGAUUGAUGUUCGUCACUUCAAGGUUAAACGAUGAUGCUCUUUUGGGUCUGAAGAUCAUCACGGGUCUUCCGGAAUUGGCCCAAGGGAAUUUGCCAUUCAAGGCUUUUGUGCAAGCAUGUGAAGACUACAACGGUGGUGUGAUUGCUGAUGGUGGUCAAGACGCUAAAGCAAGAUUGAAUUUCAUCAUUGAUGCUAUGGCUCGAUCAUACUUUGGUGAUGUCGAUAAAGCGAAGAGGGAUUUACAUGCGUUUGCAGCCUCAAACGAAGCAAGGUUAUUCAAGCUGUACAAGACCUGUGUGGAUAUUCAGUCGAAUCUGUCUUCUAUCAUCAAAGCUAGAAACGAGUUGCUUCGAAAGGUACAACAAGCCCAUGAUGACCUUCUACAAACGAUCACUUCCCUCGUUGACAUAUCGACCUGGAACAUCGUUAAUCAAUCUUCGAUUCCACCCCUUAUUCGCCGAAUCUCCAAACCCGAAUCCGAAGCGUCUUCCACUGCCGCUGCCAAGAUAUUAGCUAUCAUAGCUAAAGAAGGAGCGCCAAUGUUUAAGACUCAUACUGGACAAUUGACGGUAGCAAUGAUGGAUAAGAAGAAUGAUAAAUUGGUGGAACUGGCUUUGCAGGCUUUAUCGGCUGUUUGUAAAAUCUACCCGGAAGUCGCUCCUGCUGAACAUCGACCGGUUGAACGAGCCACCACUGUCGCUCUUGAAGGAACACAAAGACAAGCCAAGUUCGCUGCUCGUUUCCUGGCGAGAAGCAAAGAACCUCAAGCUUGUGAGAAGCUUGUUGCUAGUAUAGUAAAAGGAUUCAAGCAGACCAGCGGUACAGAGCAGCUUCUUACUCAUCUUCGAGCUUUGACCGAGCUCGCUUUGUCUCAACCUCAAGCGAUACAAUCAAAGAGUGAUGAGAUCAUGACUUUCAUUAUGAACGAAAUCAUGUUGGCUCCUUCCCCAUCUGCUGAUAUCGAGAGUGGCGAUGAAUGGGUCGAGAUUGAAGAACUUGAAUCACUCGACCGAGCCAAGAUACUAGGAUUGAAAUUCCUCACUCACAGGUGUCUUGCUUUCGCCCGAGAUGAAGAAGCUGAGAAAAUCCUUAAACCUGUUUUGUCCUUGUUGAUGUCAGUUUUGGAUAAUGAGGGUAUGAUCAAUGAGAAUACCAAGGAAGGUGGAUUUGCGCGAUGUCAUCUCCGUUUACAAGCUAGUACAUGUCUACUCAAAUUAGCCAAUGCGAGAGUGUAUGACCGAGCUAUGGCCCGACAAACUCAAUUUGACGUUGUCGUCGGUGUAAUCCAAGACGCUUGUUAUAUGGUUCGACACCUGUAUCUGAAAAAACUCAACAAGGUGUUACCUACUCAACGAUUGUCGCCCAGAUGGAACAUUACUCCUGUCAUGAUUGCUAUGGAUCCUGAAACGGAAAAUGUAGUAGCUGGUCGUGGGAUCAUGCAGAAGAUUGUGGUGGCUUGUACCAACUUCUCUACUUUCGACAAAAUAGAAAGGAUCGAAAUGCCUUUAGCGAGAUUAUUACAUUUCCUCGCUCAUCAUCCUGAUUUGCACUGGACUGAUCCUGAAGAAGGUGGUGAAGAAGGUAUCUCGGACCAACAGAAUCUGAAAGAUAUGGCGAGCUUUAUCGAACUGUACCUUGACUGCGUUGCUAAUCGAGACAACAUCGGAUUACUGUAUGCUAUCGCUCAGGGACUGAAGGGUAUCAGAGAUCGUGUAGGUGACAACAGUAAACCUUUAUGGACUUUGGCAGAACUGGCUCAAGUGAUCAUCAAGAACCGAGCCGAUAAACACGCUUGGUCCAUACCGAUUUAUCCUGGACAUUUGAAAUGGCCAAAAGAUAUCUUCCAUCAUGCUGAGAACCUCGAAGAUAAACAAAAAGUACAAAGGACACAGUAUUUGAGUGAGGAAGUCGGGAAUUGGGCAAGAGGUUUGGGUAGGAGGAAUAUCAACCCUGUUUCACAACCUGUUCGAAAGGUCGAGCAUAACAAUACCUCGCCUAGUAAUGAGAAUGGAAAUUCCAACAAACGUAAAUCAACAACGAGAACUAAGAAGACGCCAAAGAAGCGAAGAAGGAUCGAAGAGAGCGAAGAUGAGGAUCAGGAUUCAGAGGACGAGGAUGAGUCAGAUGAAGACGGAGAUGAGAGUGGAAGUGGAAGUGAGGAAGAUGAGGAUGAAGAGAUGGGAGAAGAAGGUGAAGAUGUUUUAGGAAGAGGUGGAAGAAGGGGAGCAAAGACAAAAGCCAAACGAGCUGUCGCAGGUAAGAAGAAGAGCAAGAAGAUUAAAUCCAAGAAGGAAGAUGAUGAUUCAGAUUUGACGGAUUUGUCAGAUUGA
Kwoniella mangroviensis CBS 8507 is the source of this 3894-nucleotide messenger RNA. RefSeq lists its product as uncharacterized. The transcript has 25 exons. The record is from RefSeq and is a predicted model, not a curated record. Gene Ontology annotation, cellular component: nucleus; chromatin. Bases 1 to 3894 code for a protein of 1297 amino acids. Gene Ontology annotation, biological process: mitotic sister chromatid cohesion; DNA repair. NCBI's taxonomy places the organism in Eukaryota, Fungi, Basidiomycota, Tremellomycetes, Tremellales, Cryptococcaceae.